Molecule: messenger RNA, 2141 nt
Organism: Cynoglossus semilaevis (tongue sole)
Lineage: Eukaryota; Metazoa; Chordata; Actinopteri; Pleuronectiformes; Cynoglossidae
Product: TCDD-inducible poly [ADP-ribose] polymerase-like
Exons: 6
Coding region: 22-2013 (663 amino acids)
Cellular component (GO): nucleus
Molecular function (GO): NAD+ poly-ADP-ribosyltransferase activity; zinc ion binding
Source: RefSeq, a predicted model, not a curated record
GAGGCUAGAGGACUGCAGGUAAUGUACCCGUUGUUUACUGUUAUUGCCGGUUUAGCUUCCCAAUUAGCCUACGCGGAGUUUCAGGAGAAAGCUCAACAAACCAGUAAUACAAAUAGAUUUAGGAUUACAUUGAAGAUGGCCACUCCAACAUCCAGCAGAGCAACCAAGAGGAGCACGUCGGCCGGUGUUUCUGAUCCUCCGUCAAAAUUAUCCAAAGUCACAUUUUUGAGUCCAACCCUCAUCCUCCUGGAAAUUCCUUCUGAAACCAACAUUAACCUCCCGGUGUGGGAAGCCAUGAGAUCCCAGCACAUGGACGUCACCUGGACAGUUAACCCUUAUAGCAUAGGCGUUCAGUUCACCCCCAAGACCUCGAAACCAGGGAGGGACCCUUCCACCGACGCUGUGCUGAAUUCAAUGGUCUCCUCCAACAUCCUGCAGCCUCACAUGGUCAUCCAGUCCAUUAUGCCGCAUCACGAUGUAGACCAGAACACCACUCGCGUCUUGCUUACGUUCUCCCAAAACAACACACAAGUAUUACUGGGCCAACCAUCCAAUAUACCUUUUAACUCUGAGCCAGCUGCCUCCCUCGUCCUCUCGCUCCCUCUCAUCAUCACCCAACCUCCACCUGUCCACUCAUUUACCGCUAUAACCCCCAGAAGGGGUGGCUUAUCUGUCACCCAGCCCACAACGACAAGAUCGUCCAAAGCCCCCAUCAACUCUUUGUUCCACAUUAGGGGUUCCUCUGACAUCCAAAUCUGUGACGACUUCCUCCUGAACAAGUGUACUGACGGCAAGAAGUGUAAGAAGCACCACACCCCAUAUCAGUUCCACUGGCAGUUGUUUUGUGCGCUGACCCACGUAUGGGUCGACCUCCCCCCUCAGACUCAGGUCUUAAUGGAAAAGCUUUACUGCGAUGUGGACCAAGACGAGGUCCAUAUCAAGGACGGAAAUGAUUCCUACACCCUACGCUUUGACACAAUGGAGUUGGACAAGGCAUACAACUAUGAGAAAGUGAGACGACUCACCAACUCGGACAGCGAGGAGAAAAAUCCCUACUUCCCCACCAAAUGGAGACUAUUCUGGUGGAACAGCACCAACUGGGAGGAAUAUGACAAGGUCGUAUCCACUCUACUGCUAAAGAAGAUCCUCGACAAGGAACAGGUGUGCAAGUUCUCCAUCAACUCAAAGGAGUACACGGUGGACUUCACCACCAUGACCCAGACCAGUGCUAAAAGCGGGUUCUGCAGGGGGAUUCGACGCCGACCAAAGUUUUACUCCCCUGUAUUAAGGCAGUUUUACCAUGGGUUAGGGAUGCUGGCUGAGUCUGCUGAUGAUCCACCACGUCUGAACUUCAAUGUGAACCCGUUUGAGGACUUCACUUCCUGGAAUCCCCCAGUGUGGUGUCCCAUUCUUGAGGAGGAGGAGGUCAGCCUUGUGGACGUUCCGUCUAGGACACGGGCCUAUCGGAGCAUCCACAGCCUCUUUUUCCAGAGCCUGCCUGAGACAAAGCUGGACAUAAUCAGCAUCCAGCAGGUCCAGAACCUGUUCCAGUGGGACAGGUACCAAAGGACCAAGCUGUUCAUGCAGAAGCAUCACAUCAGAUCUAAGGAGCCUCUGGAGAGACACGUCUUCCACGGAACCACCAAAGAGGCAGCAGAGGACAUCUGCCACAACAACUUUGACCCCCGCCUGGCCGGCGUCAACGGAGUCUCUUAUGGCUACGGCUCGUACUUCGCCAUCAACUCCUCCUUCUCCAACACUUACACGGCUCGGGAGGGGCAAACCGUGAUCCGUCACAUGUUCCUGGCUAAGGUCCUUGUGGGAAAGGUGAUCGUGGGGCAGAACAUCUUCCGCCGGCCGCCGCCCCUCAACACCAGGACAAAGCAUCGGCUCUACGACACCUGCGUAGACAACCUGGAGAAGCCUACCAUGUUUGUGGUCUUUGACAGCGCUCAGUGUUACCCUUAUUAUCUCAUUAAGUACAAAGAGAUUUCCAAAGAGAUCGUUAUUUGAUCACAGUCAUACAUCGAAUAUAGGAAAUAGCUGCAGUCGUCCAGCCUAGAGAUAAAAGGAGCUAAAAAAAAACCCCAGUGUGGUUUUAACACCUAAUGUUGCACUUCAAUCUGCGGCCACUCUGCCCU